GUUUGUUGCAAUAAAGGACCAUGGAGACACGCCGGUGUACACUAGGUGUGUUGAUUGCACUGAGUGUAUUUGUGCAAGCUUACUCGAUUUUUGUUCCAGACAUAGGUCCCCCUCCAAAACCAGGCCAGUGCCCCCGCUACCUUUUUAACUUCCCGUCACGUUUGGGAUGUUCAAGUGAUCAAGACUGCCAUGGAGAUAACAAAUGCUGCACCUAUCGGUGCGGAUCUGCCUGUGUUGCUCCUGUUUACAUAAAGGCUCUGUGUCCUGACUCCACUGGGACUGGGACAUGUGAUGACCUUUGCCACGACGAUGAUGACUGUUUGAAUGGUAAAAAAUGCUGCUACAAUGGAUGCGGACAUGAGUGCAUGCCACCCAAAAUAGUGAAGCCGGGCCACUGUGGUAUCAUACCCUUUCACCCGUGUGGGAACAGCUGCUAUCAUGAUGGAUACUGUGCAGGUGAAGAAAAGUGCUGCCCGUCAUUUUGCGGCCACUUCUGCAAAAAACCUAUCUAAGCUGACAUUCAGCAUCCGAGGUGCAUUGUAAAUCAAAGUGAGCACAUUUUUUUUGCAAAACUGUUGAUUAAAUAUUUCCUUAAUCA
Messenger RNA from Austrofundulus limnaeus, 598 nucleotides. RefSeq names its product WAP four-disulfide core domain protein 2. Lineage: Eukaryota; Metazoa; Chordata; Actinopteri; Cyprinodontiformes; Rivulidae. Gene Ontology annotation, molecular function: serine-type endopeptidase inhibitor activity. The transcript has 4 exons. Gene Ontology annotation, biological process: innate immune response; antibacterial humoral response. The record is from RefSeq and is a predicted model, not a curated record. Gene Ontology annotation, cellular component: extracellular region. The coding region runs from base 21 to 512 and encodes 163 amino acids.